UACCGCAUGGCGGCACUUGAUUGUUUGGAGCACGGGAGGUUUUUAACUUUGUAUGCUUGUCAAGUUGAAAAAAAUUAAAUUGCGAUGUCUUAUAAGAAUGAUUUUGAUGUAUUUGUGGGAGGAAAAUCGGGGGUUUUUAAAGGUAUAAAAAUCGAUAAAAAAACAUGCAUAACAAAGAAUAUACGAAGUUUAAUGUCCAUACAAGCGGAACAUGAAGUAACCUCAAUGACAUGGGCCGAUGAGACUGAAAAAGAAAUUUUACUCGCCUGUGGAUCUAAAGGAGAUAGGAGUGUUAAAAUUUACGAUACGGAGAGUGGUGCCUUUACAACCUCGUUUGUUUGCGACAUUGGUAAAGGAAAUAUCAAAGGACUCGCACGAUAUGAUGAUGCCAUCAUAACCGCCGUAGAAUCAGGUCACAUAAAAUUAUGGAGAUUUGAAGGUGAAAACGAAUCUUCAAUGGAAACAGGUGAAAAUUUGGAGAGAAUGAGACAAUCUCCUGUAAAUAAAAAUAUCAUAGCCACAGGAGGCAAAGAACACAAGCUGCAAUUGUUUGAUUUGGAGACACACAAAAGAGUUUUUGAGGAAAAAAAUGUUCGACAUGACUGGCUGGAACUCAAAGUACCCCUGUGGAUUUCAGACAUUGGAUUCAUUCCUCGUACAUCAAGAAUUGUCACAAGCAGCAGAUAUGGACAUAUUCGUCUGUACGAUCAUAUAGCUCAGAGACGACCAGUCAUAAAUUUGGAACUGAAAGAUGAAGCCUUAACGACACUCGCUAUUGCUUCAAGAGAGGAGCAUAUCGUUGUUGGAUCUGGAAAAGGCAUUAUGAAACUGGUCGAUUUACGCAAACCUGGAAAAAUUUUAAAUACGUACAAAGAUUUUGUCGGUAGCGUAACGUCAGUAGCUUGUUCUAAAUUAAAACCAUACAUUGUAAGCGUCGGUCUUGAUCGAUAUCUUCGUAUACACCAUUUGGACACCAAAGCGCUUUUAAAAAAGAUGUAUCUAACGUCCCGUUUGAGCUCCAUGGUCUUGCGUUCUAAUUUUUCAAUGGACGACGAGGACGAAGUGAAAAUCGAAACGAAAGAACGAGCUGCUAAACGAUCGCAAAUCGAGAUCGAGAACGAUGAUGAUCUCCGCAUAACCGACGAUGAAAGAAACAGUGAUGUGGAAUAUGAUGAGAUGUUUGACGAAAUGGACGUUAUAGAGAACGAAGAGAAUGAGGCUAAUUUGGAGGAAAACAACGGCAAACAGCGUAAAACGAAAAAAACGAAACUACGAAGUGAUAAGCUUACGAAAAAACUGACGGAUGGCAGUCGUAAAAGAUUAAAGGGACGAAACACUACAGGGAAAACGAUUUGACAAAGUUUUGUGAAAUCUUAUACAAAAAUCAAUUCCAUAGCUCUUGAUCAUGUUCACCAAAUUGCAGAUUUUGGUGUAUAAAAGAAAUAUUAUUUUUAUAACGAAUCAUGUAAAUAUAUCCAAGGAAAAAGACAAUUAAAAAGAAAAUCAUUACGACGAUUGGAGAUUUUUUGUAUGUGAAUAAAACUGUUGAAAGCAA
Venturia canescens is the source of this 1555-nucleotide messenger RNA. RefSeq names its product WD repeat-containing protein 74-like. The record is from RefSeq and is a predicted model, not a curated record. Gene Ontology annotation, molecular function: protein binding. Gene Ontology annotation, biological process: ribosomal large subunit biogenesis. Bases 85 to 1356 code for a protein of 423 amino acids. The transcript has 7 exons. Gene Ontology annotation, cellular component: preribosome, large subunit precursor; nucleolus. NCBI's taxonomy places the organism in Eukaryota, Metazoa, Arthropoda, Insecta, Hymenoptera, Ichneumonidae.